GUUGUUUGGUAGAGUCGCUACGUUCAUGUAUAAGCAGUUUAUGCUUUCAAUUUGAAACGCGUGAGCUUCUUCCUGUUUGUCUGUAUGAGCCUUACGUGAAUGGACAAGUAGCCUACCUGUAUAAGGUUGGCCGAGUUGGAAGGCUCUGUUCUUUACAUGUUUUUUUAUGGUCAAAACAGUCCACAAGUGUAAUGGUCAGCUCCAACUUGCCUUUGUGCUUGAUCCUGGCGCCAUGUGACCUAUUCGGGUGCAGAUGGAAUCCAGUUGGCAACCGACGUCUGUUGGCACAAAAUGCUUCCAGAGUUGCAGCCGUCAUAUGGGAGGAUGGGAAAGUAAUCCUCAUUAGCCGGGGUCUAGAAUCACCGUCCUUCUUGGCUGGUCUCGUCACAUGUUGAGUCAGUAUGUUUUUGAGCCUCAAGAACUGCUUGAUGAGUUUCCAUUCCCUAAUAUCAGAGUUUGCUUGACUAGGGUCCGUGUUUUCCGGUACAUCUCGCACAAUUAUGUUUCUUCCGCGGAAAAACUUCUCGCGAGAAUCCUUAGGGAUGUUCCGGAUGAGAUUGCGCUCAGACUACGGUAUGUCGGACGGUAUUCCUACGUUUCCAUCGGAUUUCAAUAAAUAACUAGCUAGCAGGACAUCCUCUACGUCGAUAGAAUUCUUAAGUGUUACACGAAGUAGCAUUGGGUGAUUUUGAUGCUUAGAUUUCUUUCCCUGAGUGGGCCGUGCGACACUCAAAGGCUCUAUUCUUGGAAGUUCAAUCUUCUUGUUCAAUUCUCCCCAGAGCAUUCUGUCAUUUCUGACCUGCAAACUGAGAGGAAGGUCAGGGUUGUCUUUGAGGUUUAUGUUUAUGAGAGAGUCAUCACCAACCGUUAUUGUUUUCCCGGGUCUUCCAGGGAGUUCGGGUUCAGCAUCUUGUUGUUUGGUGGUCGAAACACGUUUCUUAAUACUAGGCUCUUUGAUGACCGGACGGACAUUCUCGGGGUAGACUGUGCGAGCAACUCACCAGAUGAUUUCCGAACAACACUUGGGAUGUUCAGCUUAGAUGGUGACGCCUGGUCUUCUUUGGCUCUGUUAACGUGGGUCCAACCACUCACAGAGUUUAUGGAAAUCACUAUUGCAUUCAAGGACCCUGGGCUGGGAGACCCCAGCUUGCUCAGGAAUUCUAUUACCGUCAGCGCAGUGGUGGUGCUGAGUUUCAUCAUGUCAUCACUAGUGCUUAUGCGUGCUCCAUCGAUAGUAGACCUCUCGACAUCCCUAUUCUUGUUUCCGUUGCACGCCCUUGUCUGUCUCCCCGUUUUAUGACUGUCUUUUUCCAAGUUUGCUGACAACUUAUUCCGCAGACCUGUCAAUAGGACAAUGAUGUCACUCAGGAAAACCACAGCAUCCGUGUUGCACGUAACACAUACCCACUUAUUAUCCGACUUGCUGAGUCUGUUGUAAGCAGUUGCUGUGAGAUCUGUGUACGCUUCGUGGAACCAACCUUCGCAGUUGUCGCACUGCAUGUCAGAUGUGACAGCAAAACGGCAUCCAGGUCGUUUGCAUGAAUCUUUCAUGACUGUAUUGACGUGAGCUGUAUUAUAGGUGCUAGCAAAAGCAUAAGACCGUUCAAAAAUACACUAAAAAGCGCACUAAAGACGGGCAAAAACGGAUAAAAACUGAUGAGAAAAACUGAACAAGCCUUUACGUGAAAAACUGGAAAAAAACCGAGUAGUAAGCUAAGGCAAAACCACAAUUUAUUAUUAAAUUGGGUGAAACUCGAAAAAAAGUAAUCUACCAAACGUAUAGCUCAGAAUAGGUCCUUUAGAUCAGAAAUGGUACUUUUGUUGCUUAAGGACACAACAAAAGUAUGAGAAGUGCAAAUCUCUUUAGGACUAAGCUUUCCUUUUUAAAAGCGCUCGAAUAGAUUCCAGAAGCCUAAAGGAGGGGGGUAGCUGUUGUGUUGUCGUGAGUGAGCACAUGUCAGCCCAAUCCAGACCUAACGUCUGAAAAGAAAAUAUAAAAGAUAUCAUACAUUCUGAAUCCUCAGUAGGUUGGACAAUAGAGAUAAAAUCCCCAGCUGAAAGAGCUUGGGAUGUUUUUGGAACUUUGUACUUAAAGGUCACUGCACUCCGCAUCCCUCGGACCAAACCAAAGGGUCCGAGAAACUCCCCACCAUGGUUCAGGACGGCCCUGUCUUCAAAAUAGGUACGAAGCAUAAACAUGAGAACUACCGACCUGUUAGCCUGAUGAGAGUGGAUGUUAAAGUUUUAGAAAAGAUUAUUCGGAAGUUACCUAUAAACGUAGGCUACGAUGACUUCAGCACAUCUUUUCACAAAGUUCCUCACAACCGGCUGCUAUAAAAGUUAGGAAAUAUCGGGAUUAGAGGCAACCUCUUGAUGUGGAUAAAAGACUUCCUAGCUGGGCAUCAACCAAGAGUACGGAUGAAUUCCAAGUUGUCCAGCUGAGAAACUAUGCUUGGCGGAGUGCAUCAGGGUAAAGUUUUGGAGCCACUGUUAUUCUUCUUAUAUGCAAAUGACUUUCCUCGUUCCCUCUCAUCAUUGGUUCUGCUAUAUGCUGACGAUGUAAAGAUAUAGAGAGCCAUAAGAAUUAAAGCUAAUAGCUUAGAACUUCAAAAUGACCUGGAGAAAUUAUCUGAAUGGUCUCAAAGUUAGCAGUUGCCGACAAAUGCUUCUAAGUGUAUCGUGAUGCAUACUGGUGAUCAAGAUGCAGAUACAUACAUGGGAAAUAAUAUUGGGCUACCUGUUGUUGACAUAGGAGUCGUCGUUAGCCAAGACCUAAACUGCCGUGCAAUAGCCACAAAGGUUUUGGAACCCUAUGAUCAAUAAGUAAAGCCCUUAUCCAUGUUGACGCUUAAGCUUUUUUGACGUUGUGUGCAGUGUUCGAGCUCCUAAGCUCGAGUACUGCAUACAACCGGCUAGCCCCUGCUCAAAAAGGGCAGAGAACUUUCGAAGAAGGUUCAGAGAACCGCAGUUAAGCUGAUUCCCGGAAUAGCAAAGCUCCUGCAUGAUAACAGCUUGACUAAACUAAACCUAUUCCUAAUGACAUACUGAAGAACCAGAGGGAACGUGAUCACAGAUUUCGAAUUACUUAGUGAUAAAUUCGCGUCUGGCGUGCCCUCAUUUUUCUCGUCUUCCAAAUUUGAGAGUUUACUAUGGCACUCUUAAAAAGUUCACAAGCCCAGGACAAGUUACUUGUCAGCUGACUAUCGAUUUUCCUACGAAUCAACAACGAGUGGAAUUCAUUAAAUCAGCACGUCGUUGAGACUUCAUCCGUCGACUCUCCAAAAAAAGUUGGAUCACCUGAGAGACCGCCAUUGUCAGGAUAAACACAAGCUACCCGGCCACUUGUUUUUUGCAAACUGAAGCUAAAUUUGUGGAUAUUGAAAGCAAUACUGUAAUGGCAACAUUACGACAUGUUUGGUACCUAGAUGAUUAAUUGUCCCUCCUCACGUUUCAUUCCAAAGUUUAGAAAACUUAAAAGGAACAAUAAUCUGUUAACGACUCAGUCUAUUGUAUUCUUAGUUACCUCAUAUAUUUUUAUUUUCUUUAUACUAAGAAAUAUGACAAUUUAGCAUUAUCAUCCCGCUGAGCUAACACGAAAAUUACUCACAAAAAGGUGUUGUGUGUCCUGCCUCAUGCAGUUGUCCUUUGGACACUGCGGGCAAGCUCUCAGGUCACUAAGACCAACUCUAACCCAAUCUCCUCCCCAGGUACCUCCAGAAGAAUCCUUCAACUGUGUGUGCAACCGGGAAGUAAAAACCGCCCUCAUACCUCUGACAGCACUCAAGACCACUGUAUUCACAAUCAAUCUUCCUCUUCGGUUCCUAUUAUUCCUCCUCAAGUGUCACCAUGGCCAACGAUUCUAGUGCGCAAAGUACUCUCUCAAGUCUACAGAAACCUGGCUCCAAACUACACAUUAGGGCCUUCAAUGUACGUACCCUGUGUCAAACCGGCCAGCAGGCCUCCUUGUCUAAGAACCUAGAAUCUCGUACGAUUGAUGUAUUGUGUGUCUCCAAAAUACGUAUACAGUAUGCUAAUGUGGUCAUUGACUUGACCUCACCUCGCGAAAACAGAGAGCCUACCAGAUUCACCCUCCGUCUAUCUGGCGACAUGAUGGCUAGUUCUCAUGGACUGACGGGUGUAGGCAUAGCAGUAAGUAUGAAGGCAGAAGAGGCACUGUUAGAAUAGAUUGGCAUUAACAGUCGCCUAUAUGCUGUUCGGCUAAACGGCUCCGUAAGAACUCCGAGGGGUAGGGGCGCGUGGCGUUGCGUUUCCUUCAGUUCUGCCUACGCUCCCACUAACUGUAGCUCGAGCAAAGUGAAGGAUGAAUUUUACAGAGAGCUUCCCGAAGUUCUUCAAAAAUCUAAACACGCAGACAUAGUACUCGUAGUAGGUGACUUUAAUGCCCAAGUAGGUAGAUUAAACCAGAUGGAAAGGCAUUUAGGUGGAUAUUUUAAUAUUCUGGCUCAGCGAACAGAUAAUGGUGAUCGUCUACUGCAACUGUGCUCAGACAAUCGUUUAUUUUUAACAAGCACCAAUUUUAAGCAUAAGGAGAGGCAUCGUCUAACAUGGUGACCCCCUUCACCAAACUAACAAUGGUCUGAAAUAGACCAUAUUACCAACAGUCAUCGUUGCAGGGGCUCAAUAGAAGACUACCUCUCAUUCUGGAGUACUUGUUUAGACUCUGAUCAUGCUGUAAUGCGAGCACGAAUUUGCUUGCGUCUACCUGGGCUCAGAAAAGCCAGAUUAAGAAAACGCAUUAGAGUUGAACUGAGUGACGAGAAAACCAAAAGUAGAUUUAAGGAACGCCUGAGGUGACACCUAGGUAGUUGUGAAAACGAGGCUGACCCAGAUGUUGCUUAGAAAGAUAUACGAACAGUUGUGAAAACAGCAGUGACAUCUGUUAGUGAUUUGAACCCAAAUGGUUAAGAAGAGCUAGUGGAUUUCUGUAACAUGUAUUACACUGAUAGACUCUCGUAAACUCAUCUCAUCAGGCCCCGAACCAAAAGUCCACGGAACGAUCGUGAGCAAUGUCGGGCAAUGAAAACAAAGGAGACGGAAAAAGCGACUAGGUUGACUAAUAUUUUAGCUCAAAUCUGGGAGUUGGACGUAAUCUCAUCUGACUGGUCACAAUCACUGAUUGUCCCAAUACAUAAGAAGGAGUCAAAAUCAUCCUGUGAUAACCAUAGUGGGAUUAUUUUGUCCAAUAUAGCAUCUAAAAUACUAACCUCAAUAAUUAUCGGACGCCUAAUAAAGACUCGUGAACUGCAAACACGGGAAAAUCAUGCUAGCUUCAGACCUGGUCAUGGCUGCAUUAACCACAUAUUCGCCAUUAUUCAGAUCUUAGAACACAAGUAUGCUUACCGGCCUCUGACAAUUGUGGUCUUUCUUAACUUAAAAUCAACAUUUGACUCUGUAGACCGAGAGGUUCUGUAGCAGUGUCCGUCAUUUUAAGGUGUAUCUUAAAAGUACAUAAACCUUGUGAAGGCUCUUUACUGGAACACUACUAGUCGAGUCAGAGCUUAUGGCGACUUGUCUUCUGAAUUUGGUAGUACACAGAUGGUCGUCUGUAUUGCAUUGCUACUCAUUUUUCUCGCAACCAAAAAGUUUCUAAAGCGCUACUCAUGUUCUGGUGUUUAUAAGGGAUUUAUUUCAAUGUGACUAUGGAGUGUAGAACUUUAACAAAUAUCUCAAUAGGGGUGGUGAAAGUGGGUUUUUAGACACUGAUGAGUCAUCUACAAAAAUAGUAAGGUAUUACUGGAAUCACGUAAAAACUGGCCAAUUGUUGGAAACAUGAACCUGUAUUUUAUUAGCUAUUUAUACUAAAGAUGUCCACAAUAAUUGAAAACAGUAUGCAUUGCAAUCCAUCAAGGUGCACUGACUGAUAAGCCUCCAAGUUACAACGUUUUUAACCACUGUAUACUUCAUUGUGAUGUUUUUUUUAUAUUCUUAAGUAUUUCUUAUCAAGUACUAACUUUGUAAAUUAAGGUUUUGACUUUACAAAACUCUAGGUCUCAGGUCUCUAUGGAAAGAAAGUAAGGAAUGAGAUGUACCGUCUGAUACGUUGUCCUCUGACUACUAAAAGAAUAUCAUUUCUCAAUAGUGUUAUUUCAUUUGCAAUGGGACGUCCACUUACUACGGACACAAUAGAUUUAACACCAUUUCCUGAGUUAUAUACUAAAGAGAACAUCAUUUUACAUAAAAUUUUCAACAAGUAUGGGUUUGAGCUACGUAUCGCCGGAGGCGCAGUACGUGAUAUUUUACUAGGAAUUUCUCCACAUGACAUUGACUUCGCAACAAACGCUACUCCACCUCAGAUGUAUGAAAUGUUUUCCAAGGAAGGAAUUCGAAUGCUGAAUAGAAAUGGAGAAUCACAUGGAACUGUUACAGCCAGAAUUAAUGAUAAGGUAUAGUUAUAUUCACAUGAAAUGUUUAUUUAACGUAUUUUCACUUGUCUUACCUAUAAAUAGGUUUAGUAUGACUUGACAUAUUUUGUAGGUACAAAAGUUCUCCAUUAAUAUUUUGUUUUGUAACUAGGUGAUACAACUUUAGUCUUUCAUUUUCUGCCUGGACAUCAUUAUCUCUCAUACCUAUCACCAUAUAUGUUUAUUACUAAGUAACCAGAAGUUUAGGCUAGUUGGUUAAAGGAAUUGACUCCCACAAUUAAGAUAUAUAUUAGGACCUUGAUCUGUCUACUUCGGUUUGGGCACCCGAGUUAUUUAAUGAGUCUUCAUACGAAGCGUAUGUGGUUCAAAGCCUAGUACAUAAACAGUUGCUUGAUGGAGGAGCUACAUCAGAUUGAAAUUUGAUCUAAAGAAACAUUUGGAUGGUUCCCCAGUCCUCUGUAAAGGAAUCUGGGAUCGCAAUAAUACUUAUAAAUACUAUUGAUGGUAGUUAUAAACGUUUGUCACUUCCUGGCGAAUUUGAAUGGCUCAUAGAUAAGUUUAACAGAAGCUUGAUAUUAACAUGGUUGUCAUUCUUGCUUUCAUCACUGAUGUCACCAGUCAGCUUAUCCUAAAUUACUAAAGGCUAAAUCCAAUGUAACCACAGUUAAGAAAUGUAGGUUCCUGAUACACACAGAGCAGCGCAUUUCAACACAGUUAAAAAUACAGAAUUUCUUAGACGACUAGCGAAUAAAAACGUCAUAGUUACCGUCAACUACAUUUCAUUUCUUAUUGAUCUAACCACAGCCUAAAUAAGUUAUCUUCGGAUGCUAGUACAUGCAACUGUAUGUAGUUACUGAGUUGCAUUGAAAAAUAUUUUUGGGUAUAUAAAUAAGGUAAAGUACCUAUAUAUUGGUCUUAGUCGUUAAUAGUUCCAGGUUAUGAGACAUAACACCCAUCUUUUGGUUAAGUUAAAUCCAGUGCAUUAUCUGGCUUAUUUUUUAAAAGUCGUGGGUCCGUAAUAAACUCAAACCGUAUAAAAGUUUACUAAGAAGGUUCCAAGUCUAGAAGCAGUUUUGCCAGUCAGAUAUUUGAUGGUCAAAUGCCUAUCUGUUCAUGCUUCUCAACUUUGUUAAAAAAAAUUCUAGCUACAGUAUGUCCCUAUCAUAAAUACGUACAGCUCUAAAUUUGUUUGUGUUGUCAUAGGUUAGUAAAUUUACACAACAAUGCCACUAAAUUCUCAUUUUAGCAGUACUUUUUUUAUAAAGAUCGAUAUUCGGUUGGUAUGUAAUGUAACUGAAUAAAAGGUAUGUUGCAAUGAACUUUGUUUGAUAUUCUGUUUUCAAAAUUAACCAUCAGAGAACUCUCAAAUGAAGCUUAACUUUACAUACACCACAAUAUUCUUGUAAUUCUCAGACUGAAUUAAACAUUCUUGCUGUCAUAACUAAUAAUUCGUUAAACUAAUUGCUUUUCAUCUGUAUCCAUGGUGUACCACCCUUGUAAGUCACACUGUAUAGUAGGAUAUGGAGCUUUUUUUACAUCGAUGCAUUAAAUAUGGGUUUUUGGUCAAUUAACUAGUAGUAACCAACAUUAGGACCUGACAUAAAUGCCCAUCCACCCAAGUUACCACACCAUGUCACAAGGAGAUGAAAUCGCUAAGGAAUCGGAAUGAUUGAAAAAGACUAAACAGUGAAUACAUUAUACAUUUCGGUCGAAGUAAUAUUGUCAACAAAAUUCAUGAAACGGAUAAAUAUUCUAGCUGAGCAUAUGAACCUAUAUCUAUUUCUACAAAUUUAGAUGAAAUUAAGUUAAAAUAAAUGUUUUCUUUUUCCAGGAAAAUUUUGAAGUUACCACUCUACGUAUUGAUGUUGUCACAGAUGGAAGGCAUAGUGAAGUUGUCUUUACAAAUGACUGGAAGUUAGAUGCUGAAAGAAGAGAUCUUACAGUGAAUUCGAUGUUUCUAGGUGUUGAUAUGCAGGGGUUAUUUGAUGAGGCUAAUGAAGCAACAACAGAUUCUUCCGCAAAUGAAAAUAAUACAAGUAAUAAACAAAAAGUGUUAGGACAUUUAUGGGAUUAUUUUAACGGUUGCGAUGACUUGAAAAAUCAUCGCAUACGAUUUGUAGGGGAUCCAGAUGCUAGGAUAAAAGAGGAUUACUUAAGAAUGCUAAGAUAUUUCCGAUUUCAUGGUCGUCUGUCAACAGAAGACACAUAUGAUAGGCAUGAUGAAGAUGUGUUGAAGGUACGGAUCACUUUUUCGAGUGAAUAUUUGUAACAUUUCAGUUUUUUAGUGGCAUCGUUUAACAACUUUACGUUUUCUUUCUGGUAGGGAUUAUUCAUUUCGUUUAAUAACUUUGGUAACAUACUUAUAUUCCCUUAGUAUAUGUACUGUUUAUGAAUUAUCAAAGUAUUUUUACUUCGGAAAGUUCAGAGUUAUACUGAACACUAUAAAGUAUGUUAUCUGUCAUCUGGGUUUUGUCAGAGUAUCAAAAUGUCAGAUAUGGAACAGCUUUAUUGAUAUUUGGUUUUUAAUAAGUCACUAAAUUAGGGUCAGUGCAUGUUUUGAAUUAACGGUAGAGUAUUCAUUCUCUGCGUCUACCCUGAUUUCCAUAGUUGCCAUCUCAUUCUCAUUAGAAAUUUAAAAAAUUAAAUCCGAGAAUUUUUCAUGCGUCUAGUUCUCUUUGUAGCUUUGAACGAAGUAAUGACAAUAAACGGCUUGUAUAAUAAGAUUAAUUCAUUCUAUUUCAACGUUUCCCACUAGUUGUGACCAGCAUGAAUUUACAGAUAACAGGAUUAACAGCAAAACUUGAGAAAUUUUAGUUGAAGUUGUGACAAAGGUACGCGAUACAAACUCCCCCAAAAAUAGAUGGAUGAGAGUAUUCUUAAUACCACUCAUAUUGGCGUUUCAGAAAUACCUAAUUUUUUUUGUUCUCUAAAUGACUAUUCAGCCGUUAAGUGAAAAAAGUGGGGCAAUAUUAAAUGUACAAUUUUAACGUCAAGCUUUUCCAACCAUUUAUUUUAGAUUAUGAAUAUUAAAGAUCCCAAGCAAUUUACAGAUGUACUGUGCACCCCUUUCCUUAGGAACUAGCAGUAGUAGUAAUAGUCUAACAUUGAAGACGUCUUAUUGAAAAAAAAGAAGCUCUACAUAUAACACUAAGAUGGAUUCAACUGCGUCGAAGGUGCUAGAAGUUGCGAAAUAAUCUGUUAGCCCCAUUCACCUGAAGAUGGAUAUUAAACAGGGACUGUGUUCAAAAAGACAUCAAUAUCUAGCAUUUAACCAACAACUUGUUGAACGUGUCAUGCGACUUUAAUAUAGAGAAUAGUAAAUUUGGAUCGCUAGUGGUGACUAUUAUGCUGCCGGUAAUCCAAGCCCCUGAUUUUUUGGGAACAACAAUUAACAUGUAAACUAUUAUUAGCCGCUCCAAAAUGACUUAAAGAUAGUGUCUGUUAACAGCUAGUGUACUGACUACAUUUCUAUUUUUGUUCAAUGAACGGAGCAUUUGAGUCGGGAAGAUAAGUUAGUGUGAUAAGCAUGCUAUGUAUUUUGUGUUCAUUUAGACCUCAUGGCAUAUUAGAAGACUUCUCGUCUGAACUGGUUUUAAGACGUGAGUUGGAGCCUCUAUGAUAGAUAUUAUUCUACAAGGCAACUUAAUCAUGUUUCAUUAGUAUAGAAUCAAACUUUCUUUUUUAUUCUGUUUCUGGAAUAAUCUUCCAAAUGGAUUCAAUUUUCGACAAUACUGGUGGGAUUUUUAACGAAUAAUAACAUUUUCCAAUAUGUGAUUUUUUUAUAGUUCAUAUGCUUGUAUGCUUGUUACAACUAUUGAGUUUUGAGUUUUUUAAAUCACGAUAUUGUUUAUUAAUAAUAAUAGACUAUAGCCUCCAAUGCUAAUGGUUUGUCAAUAAUAUCUGGUGAACGCUGUUUCAGUGAAUUGAAGAAAAUUCUACUAUACCCUUCAACUCCAUUCCUUUUACGUCGGAUGGCAGAUGCUGGGCUAUUUGUUCACUUAGGUCUUCCUGAAAACCCUAACUUUAAAGAAUUAGAUAAAAUCUGGAAUAGAGGUAUACUUUCUUCUGCACCAAACCCGAUUACUUGUUUAGCUGCAAUCAUGACAUCGCCUGUUGAAGUAAGUUCAGUCAUUUUUGAAACAAAGAAACAAUUUCAUUUGUUAUCACAAUUCAAUUCGUUCAAACUUUGGGCUAAAAUUCAUUACAAUUUCGAUUCAAAGCCGCUCUGUUACAACAUCUAAAAUUAAUGGUCGAAAGUAUAGUUGGAAUCCAUCCUAAAAUCUCUAGGAUUUUGCCAACUUGCAUCAUCUGUAGUGUAGGUGAGGUGUCGAUCUCUCAAGCAAAGCGGCGGUAUACUACUCAGUGGUUUACUCUGCUCUAUUUCAUUGCUGUAAAACACAGUCUUUGAUGGUAAAAGGUAUGCUUAAACUUCAGGUUUUUUAUUUAAAGCAUUUUUCACGUAUCUUGGAUCAAAUUGGUGAACAAUAGCGAGUUCGCACUCAGGGUACAAGAAGGUAAAUCUGUUGGUCAUGCUAGGAAUCUGCAGCGAUCGAGGUAACUAGGAUACGUGUCACACAUUCCUAACCACCAUCUACCUCAAUGGGUAAUGUUAGCUGGAGUAGGAGUAAGUUGGAAGGAAGCUAAUGGCAGUUAAACCAAGAUGCUGCAUCAGUUCAUAAAAAUAUUGACAACUGGACUGAAUCAUGUCGAUAUAUAUGGUUGAGGUUUGUGCGGUUACUGUGACCACAGGUUCAGAGACAUUAAAUGAUGUGGUUUAGAAUCGAUGUCAGUGGUGCAUGUCCAUUCAGUUUUUUUAUUUCCAUAGAUCUUAAGUUUCAAAGUAGUUUUAUAUGUUUCCUUCCACAGAUUUAUUCUUUAAUUAUAUUGUCUGUGCUUAAUGUUUUCUCCUACCACUGAUACUGUUAAUACUUCUACUACUCUGGUGUUUUUUCUUGAUAAUUUUAUCUCGCUGUGGUGAUGAGGUGUGGCAACUUAAACCGAUGUACCACAUGUACUAUAUUCAACGUUACCUAUAAUUGACUAGCUGGCUAACUCAUAACAGCUUUCCUCACCUCUGAGCAAUUUACUUCUCACUUCUAAGGAUUCCAUUGGUUAAUAAAGUAAACCCACCAUCUUAUGUGUAGGUGAAGAGACAUUGUCAUGUAUAUUUUGUUUUUAUUUACUACCUAAUUUAGAGUCAUUUAAUCCUUUUUGUUUUUUAUUUCAUUUUUGUCCCAUUUCACUGUUAUUUGCUUCCAGGUUGAGAACUUAGACAAACGUUUACGUUUAUCUAAUCUAGAUUUAACAAUUCUAUUGUACAUAUUACAUAAACGCGAUUAUUAUUUUAAUUUAUCUAAUGAAAAUGAUAAAAGUGAAAUGAAAUUUUAUCAAAAAGAAUAUUUAUUAUCAUUUGAACCGAAUAAAAUAAAACCAGCUAUAACUGAAUUGUUAAAAUAUUUAGGCAAAGAUAAAUUAUUUAUUGAUGAAUGGUUAUCAUGGCAACCACCAAAGUUUCCAGUCAGUGGUACAUUAAUUAUUGAUCAAUGGGAUAUACCUAAUAAAUUAAUUCGACCAGUUUUAUUUAAACUACGUGAACAGUGGUGUGAAUCAGAUUAUAAAUUAUCAAGCGAUGAAUUAUUAACUGAAAGUAAUAAACAAUUUAUAUUGGAUCAUUUAAAUAAUCAUUCUGUUGAUUGUAUACCUGAAAGAUUUAUAAUUCAAGCUAAAAAAUCACGAAGAUGACAAUAUUGACUCGUUUAUUUUUUUGUAGUAUGUAUAUGUAUUUACAUAAAUAUAUAUGGAGUAUUAUUGUUGUUACUUAUGAAAGAGAAAGUGUGUGUGUGUGUGUGGGAGAGAGAAAAAGGGAUUAUCAGACUGUGUUCCUGUUAAUUAAAAUACAGAUAAUUUAUUGGGUAUAUUGAAUAUCACUCUGGAAUACAAGUCUAUAUCAUUAGUAAUUCAAAAAAGGAAUGAGCUACUAGAACUACGUUACACGUGGUUAACACAUUUAAUUUAAUUGCAUGUUACGGAGUUCGAGGAGUUUAUCUUAACUGGAAUUAUCUUUUAAGCUGCAAAUUUCUACUGUCUCAAAAGUUCACAUCGCUAUAACUGUAUAAUAAAAGUAAUUCAUUUGAUAUUCAUACAAACUACUUGACGUUAGAUAUUCUCUUCGUAUAAAUUUAUAUAAAUAAAAAUAUUCAAUCAAAUUUUCCAAAAACUAAGUGAGUUAAAUUAAUCUUUUAUCCAUAAGAUAAAACCCGACAGUCAUUGAAAUAUAACUUCUAUUAGUUUAACGGUGAUUAUCAAUUAGUAUUUCUCCAUUGACUUUCGUCUAUCAUUUAGGCAGACUGAAAACUAAAGUCACUAUUUUGUUAUAGCAUAUCAAUACUACAUUUUAUGACAAAUAUUAAAUAGUAUACAACUUAAUAAAAGCUGUCAAUAUAGUCCGAAGUACUCAUGAUAAAUAUUAUUCUUGGGUUCUGUUCCCGCAUGUGGAGUUGUGAAUGCAUACCUCUAAGGGUUUUAAUACUAGGAGAAAACCCCCAUCUAGUGCUAUCAGGUUUUGAAUGGUGUUCUAAAUUAGCUCGGUUCAUGAUUUCAGUUAGUCAGUCUUGACUUAUAACUACUUGUGACGUAUAAUUAUGUUAGUAUGUUUUUUAUCAUGCUACUAUAACUAUUUAAUAUUAAGUAUAAUCUCUGUGGUAUUGUCAUGCAUAUUAAUAAUGUUAAAGGAGGAAGUUAUAAAUUAUAUGUAUAUCUGUAGAGUGAUAUUUUGGCAUGGUUAGGAAUACAUUCCUAUAAGUGAUUUUCAAGUCAUGAAUAUGAUUUCAUUAUGUAAUUUUAUG
Messenger RNA from Schistosoma haematobium, 13228 nucleotides. RefSeq names its product CCA tRNA nucleotidyltransferase 1, mitochondrial, variant 2. The record is from RefSeq and is a predicted model, not a curated record. The transcript has 3 exons. Lineage: Eukaryota; Metazoa; Platyhelminthes; Trematoda; Strigeidida; Schistosomatidae. Gene Ontology annotation, biological process: RNA processing. Bases 6045 to 6410 code for a protein of 121 amino acids. Gene Ontology annotation, molecular function: nucleotidyltransferase activity; RNA binding.